UAUAUAUCCCCAAUUCGCCGCACAUCGAACAAACCGCGUCCCAACCGAAAUCCCCAAUUCCCCACACCCAGAGCGUCGGUGAGAGAGCGAGAUGGCGUCGGCGACGGAGAUGCAGCCGCUGGCACCGUCGGGCUACCGCCGGGCGCCGGAGAUGAAGGAGAAGGUGGAGGCCUCGUCGAUCGACCUGGAGGCGGGGAACGGGGAGACGCUCUACCCGGGGAUCUCGCGCGGGGAGAACGCCCUCCGCUGGGGCUUCAUCCGCAAGGUCUACGGCAUCCUCUGCGCGCAGCUGCUCCUCACCACCGUCGUCUCCGCCGUAACCGUCUUCCACCCCACCCUCAACGCCACGCUCUCUAACUCGCCCGUCCUGGCGCUCGUGCUCGCUGUCCUCCCCUUCAUCCUGAUGAUCCCAUUGUACAUCUAUCAGCACAGGCACCCGCACAAUCUUGCUAUCUUGGGUUUGUUCACUCUGUGCUUGAGCUUCAGCAUUGGUGUGGCUUGUGCAAACACUGAAGGAACCAUUGUGCUUCAGGCUUUGGUACUGACCUCAGCUGUGGUUGUCUCUCUGACUGCGUACACAUUCUGGGCUUCAAAGAAGGGCAAGGAAUUUAGUUACCUUGGACCAUUUCUGUUUUCUGCUCUCACUAUCCUGGUCGUAAUAAGCUUUACCCAGAUCUUCUUUCCAUUUGGACCUGCAUCGAAUGCUGUGAUCGGCGGGUUUGGAGCUCUGGUGUUCUCAGGCUUCAUCGUCUACGACACCGAGAACUUGAUAAAGCGCCACACUUAUGACGAGUACAUCUGGGCUUCCGUUGAACUUUACCUCGACAUCCUCAACCUGUUCCUCACCAUCCUACAGAUGCUCAGGCAGAACGACAACUGAUGAGUCCCAUCUGAUUCACCAGGACCUUGUGCCAACCCGGUCAUAUGUCCAACCUUUAUCUAGUCUUUUGAAUUGCUAUCUACAUAACUCGGAAGACAUGGUAGUGAGUUUUUGCCAUCAUCCAGAGAUGAGGCCAAAGUACAACCAAUAUGUAUAGGUGUUCUAGCGUGAGUUCUGCGCCUAAGUGUUGUUAAACUGCAAACAAUCAGUGAUCGUAUGAACGUUUUGUGCCAAUAA
Molecule: messenger RNA, 1117 nt
Organism: Hordeum vulgare subsp. vulgare (domesticated barley)
Lineage: Eukaryota; Viridiplantae; Streptophyta; Magnoliopsida; Poales; Poaceae
Product: BI1-like protein
Exons: 4
Coding region: 92-880 (262 amino acids)
Cellular component (GO): membrane
Source: RefSeq, a predicted model, not a curated record